Molecule: messenger RNA, 2880 nt
Organism: Galleria mellonella (greater wax moth)
Lineage: Eukaryota; Metazoa; Arthropoda; Insecta; Lepidoptera; Pyralidae
Product: homeobox protein Mohawk
Exons: 5
Coding region: 405-1241 (278 amino acids)
Biological process (GO): cell development; muscle organ development; regulation of transcription by RNA polymerase II
Cellular component (GO): nucleus
Molecular function (GO): DNA-binding transcription factor activity, RNA polymerase II-specific; RNA polymerase II cis-regulatory region sequence-specific DNA binding
Source: RefSeq, a predicted model, not a curated record
UCUACUAGAUCUUAAAUAUUGAAGUAAAUAUGGAGUACCUAGCUGUCUAUUAUAUUUUUAAAUAAGGAAACAUACGGUUACAAAAUAUAUUUAAAGUGGUAUUCCAUUCAUCAAAUUUAGAGAAUUCCAAUUAACGCUAUCAAGAGAACAUUACCAACGCAAUAAGGACCUAAAUAGUAGCAGUGAGAUGCGCCCGCGGCGCGGCGCUGCCGUCGCGCGCUUAUCCGACGCCAUUUUCACACUGUCCGUGAGCUUUCCCGCACCGAGAUCGCCAACCAUCCCCCGCAGCGGCAGUGUUUCGAGACACGAGUCGUGUCGCAAGCUACAGUGCCCUUCGCACGUGCUGCCAUCCUAACCGUGUCGAUUAAAUAUUCACUGAAAAUAAGUUAUCAUAAAACACUCCGAUGACACUUAUUCAAGGGGCUUGUGAAGAAAAUAAUAAACAUAUGGAUGGACACCAGGCCAAGGAAGACAGCGGGAAAUCCAUUAGACCUGUUAGGAACAGAAGAUAUACACGGCGAAGCUUAGUUGCCGGUCAGAGACCUCAGAAGAGGCUCUUCACGCCAGAAAUAAAACGUUACUUGAAAGAUUGGUUGGUUAGACGUAGAGACAAUCCCUACCCUAAUAGAGAAGAGAAGAAAUAUUUAUCCCACGAAACAGGACUAACAUACAUUCAAAUUUGCAACUGGUUCGCUAAUUGGCGAAGAAAACUUAAGAAUGUCAACGCUGAUCGUAACCAACACACCUGGGGUCAUUUAAUCCGUACGUAUAAUGACCGUGCGCAAGGCAACGUAGAGCAAUUCAGUAUCUGCUCGGACGACAGCAUAUGGAGCGAAGCUGGCCAGGCCAGUCCCAACGCAGAAUCAUUGGAUAUUGAUAACGGGCUAACGAACAGUCCAGAUUAUAUGACAGAAUAUCAACCAGUUGAAUCGGACACAUCCUCAACGUCCAAGGAGAAAUACGAAAUAUAUAACAAUAAUUCAUACGUAGAUGGUCACAAUAAUAAUGAGUGUGGUGUGCCUAUUACUAGUCCACUCCUUCUUAGUAAGUGGUUAGAGAGUGCAGCACGUUUCCAACCCAGUGAGACUAAUUACUCUUGGUGGGCAGACGGGAAACGGCGAAAAACCGAGUCGAAGGUCCACAAGAUAAUUAAUACGACACGACAUGACCGGGACGAAGUAGAAGCGGCUGUAGCUCUAACGACUUUAGCUAGUGCUUCGAGCCGCCUUACUGCGCCCUGAUCUGGUUUCAGAGAACAGUAUUUGUUUUUAUAUUUCAAUGCCUUUCGUACCUUAUUUUAAGAGGUAACUAAAUGAGUAUUUUAUAUGCCUAGAAAUAAGGCUUACUAAUUGGAAGACAAAGCUGUAAGUUUGCAGAUUUAUUUUUUGAGAUAAAAUACGUCCACAGAUCCUUAUGUCAUGAUCUAUAUAUAUAUAUUAUAUGACCUUAUGUAAGUCAUCUCAAUUUAAGUCAUAUAUUUUUUAAUUCUUAACUUCGAGGAUUGGUAACUUUAUCAUUAUCAAAGUAGGUACAUAGAGACACAAACGUUCACGUUAAAGUACAAAUUAUCAAGGGCUGUCUCACUUUAAAGUAAAUCUUUAGAAAUUACACCAAUAAAAACUUACCCACGAACAAUAAAUUUAAAAUAGGCCGACAGCGGUUAAGAUAUAUAUGUAAUAUGGCUGUGUAAUACGAAAUACUCAUAAAAUAUAAAAUUACACUAGAACUAACUACCUAUUCCAGGUAGUGAGUUUUUGUUAGAUAUACGUUUUGUAAGUGACCAAAGCACUAAUAACAGUUACUACAAAUACUAGAUACAGCACGAAUGAAGAAAUAGGUACUACUGUAUAUUUUUAUAUUUCUGGUGCAAUAAAGAGUUAAAAAAAUACUACAGUGCGUCAGUGAGCUAUUUACUUUCCUAAGUAGGUACAUACAUGUAACCUAUUCUUUUGAUUAGAAUACCUUAAAAUAAAAUUUGACUGACAAGCAUUCGUUUAUAGAUAUAUAAUCUUUCCUUUAACGGCUGGGAUUCUUUAAAGAGUUCAUUGGUUGUCAAUAAAGGUACACAAUAAUUUCAGUCAAAAAAUAAAUAAAAUUUAUACAACACACCUCAUUAUUGAACAGUCUUGCUCAAGUAUUAUUAUAUGUAAGCCUUUUAUAGAAAUAUGAUGAUAAUGACGAUUUGAUCUCCAUUAGACAUAAUAAGCUGAACCUUACCAAAGAAUGUGUUUAAAAUUAUAAUAAAAAGAAAUGUUUGUUUUAAAAUGAAUGUUGUUAUUUUACUCUAGUGACCAUGGACUUCCAAAAUUAAGUGAUACAACUGUAUAGUCACAAAUAUAAUAAGAGAGCAAAAUACUUAUAAUUGAUCAAGUGCUUUAAUAAUUUACUGUAACACAACAGCAUAAUUUAGGAUUUUACUGUCAAAAUAAAGAAGAACAAUAUAUGCAACUGUAUGGAAACACUAAUGAUUUCAUAUAUUUUACUAUCAUACUGUUUCAACACAGUAAAUAAUGGUCUGUGAUCCUUGCCUACUACAAAAAAAAUUAAAGUAAAUUUAUAACUGAUGACUCGUCUAACAUAUAGAUGACAUUUAGUAACAAAAAACUUAAGGAGAGAUAAGUAUUUAAUAAUCUAGUUUUGUGAAUGUCACACUUACUUGCUUCCUAGAAGUUUGGUAAAUUCAAUAACUUCCUAAGUUGCAUAGUUAGGUACUUUAUUAACAAUAAAUAGGUCGACAUUUCUGUGUGAACUUUACAGAUGCAGGAACGAAAUUACUUGUUUCAUAAAAAUUAUUUGAGAAAGUAGAGAAAAUCUGUUUACAGUGUGUUAUCUGUUUUUCUUUAUAUUUUAUGUGUAACUUUAUGUUCGCAGCCAGAUGGC